AUGCACGCUCGCGCUAUCUUCCUUCUCGCAUCUGCCGUGCUCCCAAUCAUCGCGGCGCCCAUGCCCACCAGCAACAUCAGCCCUAUACCAACUGCCGAGCGCCGCGACGAUUCCUCCGUAUCCAACUUCUUUCGGGAUCUUCUUAGGAGAGUGCCAGUAAUCGAAGCACUACCCACGAAGGCAUCGUAUGUUGUUGUCGAUGAGAGCAAGCGUGACCUUGACGGACAGGAAGAAGAAGAGGAAGACAUAGUCAAGCGUAGGAUUGGUUUCCCCAAGGGUGGCUCUAGCAAACGUGCCAUCGGAUUCCCGGGAGGAGGUUCAGAUAAACGUAGGAUUGGAUUCCCAAAAGGUGGUUCCAGCAAACGUGGCAUCGGCUUUCCAGCAGGUGGCUCCGACAAGCGCAGAAUUGGAUUCCCGAAGGGUGGCUCCAGUAAGCGUAGUAUUGGUUUCCCAGCAGGAGGUUCGGACAAGCGCAGGAUUGGAUUUCCGAAAGGUGGCUCACGCAGGCGGGAUGUUGUCGAUGAUGUGGAUGAGUCCUCGAGGUGA
This is a messenger RNA of Alternaria postmessia, 546 nucleotides long. RefSeq lists its product as uncharacterized. The record is from RefSeq and is a predicted model, not a curated record. Bases 1 to 546 code for a protein of 181 amino acids. The transcript is spliced from 2 exons. NCBI's taxonomy places the organism in Eukaryota, Fungi, Ascomycota, Dothideomycetes, Pleosporales, Pleosporaceae.